AUGGGCCCUGUUCCGCCCGCCCCCAGCGUUCCCAGUGGACAGCAGCCGCGCCCGCACCCUGCCCAAGAUCAGCUAUGCCAGCAAGCUGAAGGAGAAUCUGGAGCGCCAGCCAGCCCAGCCCUGUUCCCCCCCCCCCCAGCGUUCCCAGUGGACAGCAGCCGCGCCCGCACCCUGCCCAAGAUCAGCUAUGCCAGCAAGCUGAAGGAGAAUCUGGAGCGCCAGCCAGCCCAAGUGCCAGCCUCGGCCCUCCGCACGGCUGGCCCGCUGCCCAACUGCACCCCUCCCCCGCCUGCUGAGCCCCACCUGGGUGCCAUCUUCCAGAUCCCCUUCAUCAACGAGCCAGGCGCUGGCCAGACUGGGGCCAAGCCCCUGCCCCUGGGCCCCGAGGAAACAUCCACCAUGUCAGCUCUGGGACUGCAGGGGCCUGGCGACCCUGCCGAGGGGCCUUUGGCCGCUGCCGGGCAGAGCACAGACUGCUGGGAACAGAUGAGCCACAAGGACUGGGAGGAGGCAUGUGACUAUCACACAGAAGCAUGGGAUCAUCUAUGGAAGUUGCAUAGACAAGCUCCUGGCAGAGUCACCGUCUAUGUUGACCCCCUGGAUGGAAAGGGUUAAAUUGGGGGGCCUCCUUGGGGACGGGAUGUUGCUGUGAGCCAGGCAGGGGAGGGACAGGACCCUCCCAUGAAGACUCAACUCACCCCUGCUGGGCACAGCCAGGAGCGGGGGGAGGGGGAGAUGGGUGGCAGACCACAGGCUGGGGUCUCGUGGCCCCUUCUGGCUUGGCCAUGGUUUGAAUUUCCCUCCUCCUCCCGUUUUCAUUCCAUCCCUGCUCAGCGGUAGCAGAUUAAAGGCAAAACCAAUUUAUUUAAAUUCA
Molecule: messenger RNA, 874 nt
Organism: Pelodiscus sinensis (Chinese soft-shelled turtle)
Lineage: Eukaryota; Metazoa; Chordata; Testudines; Trionychidae
Source: RefSeq, a predicted model, not a curated record